Messenger RNA from Phasianus colchicus (ring-necked pheasant), 4711 nucleotides. The record is from RefSeq and is a predicted model, not a curated record. Lineage: Eukaryota; Metazoa; Chordata; Aves; Galliformes; Phasianidae.
AACAGGUAUGAGAGAGUUAAAUGCAUGUUUUACAAAACGAAAAGUGUGAUUAACCUGUUUUACGCUGCUGUUUCUCCUAAGUCAGUAAUCCUUUGUGCCUCUGACUAAUAUGUCUCUCUCAUCCAUACAUUUUUUUUUCUCCUAAAUGAAUAGCUGUACCUUUUUAUUGGUAUUUAUUCUUAUGCUAGAUACACGUCCUUUAGUGUCACUGGGCAAGGAUGAUGGACUUGCUUUUUGUCAUGUUCUACUCUUUACCUGUAGUGUACUCCAAUGUCUAACCCAUUUUGAAUGCUUUUCCAUGACACUGUCACUCUUUUUUAUGAACUUUUACAAGGUCAAGACUCUCAAGAACUCUGUGUCCUGUUUGUUCUGUGCUGCUCAUUUUUCCAACUGUGAUAAUGUACAAUAUAACAAAAAAAUGAAAUAGUAGCUCAGCUAGAUUAUUGCUGUAAAGAUAUCUAGCAGGCUUUGUUACAUAGCUAUCAGGCAGUGUGUGACAGUGCCUUAAGCAAGGGAAGAUGGAUGCUCAGUGAAUACUGCAGGUCAUUUUAAGUUAGAUCUUUGCGGCACAACCAAGCAGAGAGUAACCCUGCAGCUAACUCAUCAGCAUAAUUCCUUCCCUCUAUGUCAGCAGGUUCCCAAGACCCUGAACAAAGGGGCUUUUCAUUAUGGUCUAUUCUGUGCCUGUGUGUGUGUGUGUGACAACUUUCCAAACUUUGUUCAUGUUUUGCAUUGUUAUUUUGCAGCGGCAAAUGCUGAUCAUUGCUCGUUGUAGUGGGCAGUAUAGCAAACUUGUGUGUGCAGGUUAAAUUAUUGCUUCCUUAAACAUAAAUAAGGCCCAUUUUGGAAUCCCUGCACUAAAAUGCACAUAUAUUGAGAUUGAGCAGGUGCCAAAGACUCAUGCUGUUGUGCUGAGCAGGCCUUCCUGGCUUUGGGGAGCAGAAAUGGGAGCCAAUGAGCAUGGAGUCUGUAUAGCUAAUGAAGCUGUUGUGACCAGAGAACCAGCUUCUGAAUCUGAAGCCUUGCUUGGAAUGGAUCUUGUCAGACUUGGCCUAGAAAGAGGUUCAACAGCCAAGGAAGCAUUGGAUGUAAUAGUUGCUUUGUUGGAAGAGCAUGGGCAAGGAGGAAAUUACUAUGAAGACGCAAGUUCAUGCCAUGCUUUCCAAAGUGCAUUUUUGAUUGUGGACAGAAACGAAGCCUGGGUACUGGAGACAUCUGGAAAGUACUGGGCAGCUGAAAAAAUCACAGAGGGGGUGAAAUGCAUUUGCAAUCAGCUUUCACUAACUACAAAAAUUGAUGCUGAGCAUCCUGAACUAAGGGAUUAUGUGAGAAGUCAAGGCUGGUGGAACGGAGACACAGACUUCAAUUUUUCUGAAGUGUUUUCUCUUGGUGAUGGCCAUUUAGCCAGUUGUUCUGGCAGGGAGAGCUUGGAAAAGCAAAGUGGUGGUGUUUCUGCACAAACUAUGAUUGAUGUCCUGCGUGACAAGGAUAGCGGUGUCUGUGUGGACUCUGAAUCUUUCCUUACUACAGCUAGCAUAGUGUCUGUUCUGCCUCAGGACCCUAGUUUUCCCUGUAUUCAUUACUUCACUGGCACGCCAGACCCUUCAAGGUCCGUGUUUAAGCCUUUUAUUUUUGUUGAUGAUGUAAAAUUAGUACCAAAAGUGCAGUCCCCUUCUUUUGGAGAUGAUGAUCCUGCUAAAAAGAUACCUCGAUUCCAGGAGAAACCCGAUCGCAGGCAUGAAUUGUACAAGGCACAUGAAUGGGCCCGGUCUCUCCUUGAGAGUGAUCAGGAGAAGGGCCAGAAACUGAUGAGCAUUAUGUUAGACCUCGAAAAGCAAGGCUUAGAAGCAAUGGAAGAUAUCCUUACUCGUACAGAGAUUCUGGAUCCUGCUGAAGUAGUAGAUCUUUUCUAUGACUGUGUUGACACAGAACUAAAGUUCUUCAAAUGAACUACAGUGGCUACUGUUAGCCUUUUCACAGGAAGACUGCAAAGUUCUUCAAGCCUUGAAAGAAAGUCUUCACACUUAUGAAUUUGCAGGAAAGACAUUUCUAGAGGGAAAAAAAAUGUUACUUGCUAGCUAUAUCUGGUUAACAAAUUGCUUUCCUUUGUCCAAUCUUGUGGUGUUCCUGUUUGUGUAUGUAUAUAGUGAAAGGAGAAAAUCACUGACUGGUCCGAUUACUGUGUGCAUGCUGGCUAAUUUAGUACAGAAUGUUUAAAAAUGUAUGCUGGGCAACAAAUUAAAGCAAAGAUUAACUUCAUCAGGAUAACUACCAUAUUGUCAUUGAAAGCAAUCUGUUUUUUGUUUUUUUUUUCCUCUGCUGCUCAGGUCUAGGCUUGCAGCAAAGCUGUCUUGCAUUUUUGUCUUUUUGCUAAUUCAUGCAAAGAAUAAUAGAGUUGAAAUCCCAGUUUUGAGGGGGCAGGAAGGUAAGUCCCGUUUCUUGACCUUGUUGUACCAGUCUCAUUUUGGCAGAUCUGGUAACAGUGACUCAGCAUCUCGCAUUAUGCCUGCGCAAAUGGCCAGAAUUAGGUCCCCCAGGAUAAGUUUUGUCUUCAUCUGCCACCUUGUUGUUUGUAAAGCACUGGGUAAUGCCCUAGUACUAAGUACUGCAGUGCAGCCAGGCUGAAUGCCGAAGACAUCUGAACACACCUUGUUGACUCUUAAGACAGUUAAUAAAACGAUGUACUUAUAUACAAGCUAUAAAUUUGGAAUAUUUUGAGGAAAUAGAUGCUGGACAUUCAUCAUAACUAUUUUUCCUCCAGGCCUUUGUAAUGCUGAACAGUUACUGCUGAUGUCAGUGAUGAGCAUACGUGGCAUGAAUUUGUUAAGUACCAGUGAGUUACUGGUGGGUCUGAUUAAGCUUAGAAAUGGUUGUGUUACGCUUCUUUAUAUGACAGAUCUGAUUUUGUGUAUUUUCUUUUGGAAGUCAGAUGAGGGGAAUACUUUUAAGAAUUAAACCAGUAAACACUGCUUCCUGUGUCAUAUCAAGAUAGCUAUUUUAACAGGAGGGAUAGACAAGAAGACAUUUUUAAUAAAUGGACAUCAGCAUUUGGAGAUAUAAUCCUUCACUGUUCAGGGAAGGGAUAGUGAUGAAUCGCAGACUUUUGUAUUGAGGAAAUGAAAGCUACUUAGAAGGCAGCAGCACCUGAAAUUCAAACUAAAAUUAGGGAAAUUGCAAUAUUGGCUUGUCAGAUUUUUAAUUUUUUUUAAUGAAUUUGUUCCAUCAGCCUUGUUACCUUGAUAUUGCCUUAUACAACAAAUGAGAAUUGGAAAAGAAAACAUUGGGUUCCAUAUAUAGAACAUAAACAUGAAAAUGUUUUCUCUUAGGGCUACCUAAUCACCUUCCUAUUCACACUGUAUUCCUCUGAGAGGCUCUGCCAUAGGAACAGCUCUACCCAGAUAGGUCUUUCUCCUUUAUUUCAGCUCCUGUGCCUUGGUAUCAUAAAAAUGGAUAAAGGGAAAUGAAAAAAUAGCCAAGUAAGCCUAAAAUUUAACUUCUCUCUUCCUGGCCAGAAUAGUGACAGCAAGAAGCACACUUCAUUCCAGAGACUAUUGCACUCGAUGAACGGUGUGCUUUCCCUAACUGCUGACAACUCAGGUAAAUGGAUUUCCCAUGAAAUCCACAUGUGGAAUGAAAGAGUGCUUUGAAUGAAAAUACCCCUAUCAAAAUAGACUUCACACUCACCAACUGAACUCCAAAGCUGCUUCUGCAGCUGUUGCUUGCAGAGCACUGUGUCCCGAAAGGAAAGGUUGGAUAUUAGUGAAGAAGGGGAGACCAGCGAUAAAAUGCUUGUCCCAGUUAGAGGACAGAGAGGCAAGAUAGUGUUCCUGCUAAAAAAAAGUGAUACAUAUUUGCCAUUUUGAAGGAUCGCACAUCUGCAAUUCUUUUGUGGGAAACUAUGUACUCAUUGCAAAUUGUUUUUUAUGACAGAAAUCAUCAUUUUGAGCACAGUGAUCUAGGCAGUGUUUAUAAUAGCAAAAGGAAGAUAAACAAGUGUCUGCAGUAACGUGCUUGGUUACAGUCACUUAGAGAAAACCAGAGCAGCUCCAUGGCUUGGACCUUCCAGUGGUCCUGAGCACAGCUGUGGCCUAGAACAGUGCAAGGGCAUAGUGGUGCUGGCCUGAGUCAUUCUUUGUAUCCAAGUGCUAGGAAUUACUGAAGCUUUAAUAGAUCUUAGACAACAAGGACUUAAUAUGUAUUAAAUAACACUGCACCACCGCUUAAAAAUAUGUGCAGGCUUUUUAGUUUAAUUUCUAUAAGAUGUUUCUUUUUAGAAUGCUCUUAAUCAUAAUAAAAACGGAAAUAAAAUUGGUCUUCCAUUAGAUAUUUUCUGGCAUGUGGUCUGAGCUAUAUAUAGCUUUCAAAUAUUUAUGAAGAUACUUAUUGUAGAGUUGUACACAAGUUCCAAAACAUGAAAAUCAGCAGUACAUCAACUUUUAAUAAUAAUAGAGCAAAAUAUUCUUUAAUACAGUAUUGAACUUCUUUUCCAGUUGUUCGAAAAGCAGUGCUGACCCCUGCUUAUUACUAUAUCCAUGCACAUUUAUUAGUAACUAUAAUACUGGUAACAGAAAGCAUUGGUCAAAGCAUUGCUACUUUUUUCUUCUUUUGACAUAAGAACAAGGUAUCGUAAAAGACUAAUGAUGCUUCUCUGGAGCCCUGCAGGCAAGGUGUUUAAAUGUUUCUUACCCUUACAGCACCUGCACAUGGUAAG